This is a messenger RNA of Arctia plantaginis, 1212 nucleotides long. The record is from the annotation of a GenBank genome assembly. NCBI's taxonomy places the organism in Eukaryota, Metazoa, Arthropoda, Insecta, Lepidoptera, Erebidae.
AUGCUGAUAACAACUGUUCUAGUCACAAACUUUAUCUUAGCUGCUGCUCAAAUUAGUGCAGUUACAGAAUACUGUGAUGUUAAUUCAAAAAGCAGUGAUUGUAAGCUCGAGGACUCUGGCAUCAAAUAUCUGUUUUACGAUGUUAAUCCACCAGAAGGCUUUAAUUUACGUCGAGAUGUUUACAUGAGGUUUGCAAUAAUGCUGUCAGAGGCUCAUAAGAGAGGUAAAAGUAAUUGGAAACUGGUUUUACCGCCUUGGUACAAUCUUUAUCAUUGGAAAUCGGAUCGGGGUGUUAAGAAGCCGUGGAGUAAAUUGUUCGAAUUAGACGCUUUAAAAUCCUUUGCACCUGUCGUAGAAAUGCACGAAGUGUUUAAUAACACAAAAUCAAAAGUACUAGAACUUGAUACUUUGUAUGUUUUAGAAAAUUUUGAGGAUGCCUUUGAAAACGGUGUUUUUACUGAGAAAUGGGAGAUUAGCCGAGGUACUUGUGAACACAGUACGAAAUUUUGGGGCUAUAAAAAUAUUACUGUGAAAGAAAUUCUGUGUGUGAAGUUUCAAGGGCAAAUUUCUAAGCUCUGGGAGUUAAUAUCACAACAUCCUCAUGACACUAAAGUCAUGUUUGCACACGGUGAAAUACCUUUACAUGACACUUACGGCACUAAAACUUAUUGGGAUUGCCGUAAAAGUAUGAAAUUCAAUAAGAAACUUGUCAAAAUUGCAAAAAAAUACAUCUCCGAGCAUUUAAACUGUGAAAGUAAGAAAUGUAAAAACUACCUUAGUGUUCAUUGGAGAAGGCAGGAUUUUGCCCGGAGCAGGGGUAAUGAAGUUCCAUCCAUAUCAGGAACGGUAAAGCAAAUACUUAAAACCCUUAAAAAGUUACCGGACAUCACAACAGUUUUUAUAGCAACAGAUGCAUCAAUGUCCGAACUUAACAAAGUAGAAAAAGAAUUAUCAGAUGUUGGAUACGAAAUUCAUUUCUUUUUACCGAGCCCAACAAUAACGGAUGAGUACGGAGAUGGGGGGAUAGCAAUAAUUGACCAAAUAGUUUGCUCCCGUGCUGCAUAUUUUAUUGGUACCCAUGAGAGUACAUUCACAUAUAGAAUCCAGGAAGAACGAGAGAUAUUGGGCUUCAAAAGUGAUACCACAUUUAACAGACUAUGUCCUGAUACUGGACUUUGCGAGGAACCUUCAAAGUGGACAAUAAUUAAUUAA